AUGAGGAGAGAAAUCAAGUCACUCUCCAAACAAUUCAAAAAUGCCCCAACAGAGGAAAGGGAAGGCAUCAAGGACCUAACAAGUCAAAUCCGGGAUCGUUUAAGCAGACUCAGAAGAGCAGAGAGCUUACGAAAGAAAAGGAGGGACAGAGAGAAGAAGCGGGCACAGUUCAUUAAAGACCCUUUCCAAUUCACUAGAGCACUUCUAGGUGAGGCAAAAUCUGGAAAGCUGACCAGCCCGAGAGAGGAAGUGGAGGCAUUCCUGGAGGAGACCCACAGUGAUAGCUUCAGGAAUCAGAACCUGGAAGGUAACCCACCCAUCAGCAGCGUAGAGGCCCCCAAAAAGGAACUCAAUAUCAAUGAACCAACAUGGAAAGAAGUCCAGGAGUUUAGGCUGUAUGUGCAAGAGGAAGUGAUCCCGUCGGUGGAGGAAAACCCAAUCAAGUGUCUCGGAAAGUGGUUUGACAACUCACUGGCCGACCGAAACAACAUGGUCAAUACAGAGAAGCAGACAGAGGAAUGGUUGAGGAGUAUCGAAAAGUCAGGACUUCCAGGGAAAUUUAAAGCGUGGCUCUAUCAACACGGGCUGCUGCCAAGGCUCACAUGGUUACUGACUGUGUAUGAAGCCCCAAUGACAAGCGUGGAAGGGAUGGAGAGGAAAGUCAAUAAGUAUCUCCGGAAGUGGCUGGGGAUUCCUCCAAGCUUCACGUCAGUAGGCCUGUACAUAAGAUCAGGACAACUUCAACUUCCUUUGACAUCCGUGGUGGAGGAGUUUAAAGUUGCCAAGUGCAGAGUCAUCAUGACCUACCGAGACUCCCCCGAUGAUCAAGUCAGACACGCAGGGAUCGUCACGAGAUCCGGCCGCAAAUGGGGAGCUGAGGCAACGGUCACACAGACGGAAAGCAUGCUGAAGAUCCGUGACAUCAUUGGGGCACCAUGCACAGGAAGACAGGGUCUUGGAACAUCCCAUUUCCAACAGUGGAGCAAGGCAGGAACUAGGGAAAGAAAAGUGAUGAUUCAGGAGGAGGUUAGUAGUUUGGAGAAGGAAGGGCGAAGGUCAAAGGCUGUGGCACUAUCUUCCCAAGGAGCCUGGACCAAGUGGGACCUCCCCAAGCGUAAGAUCACUUGGGCAGAGCUUUGGAGGCUGGAGCCGUUUCGUAUCUCCUUCUUACUGCGAUCAGUGUAUGACACACUCCCGACCCCAGCAAAUUUGCACAGGUUGGGGCUAUCUGAGAGCCCACUGUGCAAGCCCUGCGGGGAGAAAGGGACCAUGGCGCAUAUCCUGUCUGGGUGUAAAAUUGCACUGGCCCAAGGAAGAUACAGGUGGCGCCAUGACAAGGUGCUCAUGACACUUGCUCGUGGGUUCCCUGCCCAGUCUGUAUGGUGA
Messenger RNA from Cyprinodon variegatus (sheepshead minnow), 1386 nucleotides. RefSeq lists its product as uncharacterized. The transcript has 2 exons. The record is from RefSeq and is a predicted model, not a curated record. Bases 1 to 1386 code for a protein of 461 amino acids. NCBI's taxonomy places the organism in Eukaryota, Metazoa, Chordata, Actinopteri, Cyprinodontiformes, Cyprinodontidae.